GUCCUACUGUACCCUCAUGGCGGCGCAGGGGAGAUGAGAGUGUCUGAAUGAGGCGGUUUCCCCUCAGACGGAAAGACGCUGUCCGGCAACAAGCUGGCACCAGACGGUUCCUGCCAGGAUUCCUCCACACCCCUGGCCUCUGAUGGUUUCAGUAGCCUUCGGCCUCUGUUUCAGUAGCCUGCCCUGAUUCCUACUGUUACUGGGAACAAUGGUGAAGUAUUUCCUAGGAAUGAAUAUCCUGAAGAACUCAUGGGACCAAGUAUCUGCUGCUUUUUGGCAGCGCUAUCCAAACCCUUACAGCAAACAUGUAUUAACUGAAGACAUUCUGUACCGUGAGGUGACACCUGACCACAAGCUGCUGACCAGGAGGCUUCUAACCAAGACCAAUAGAUUGCCGCAAUGGGCCGAACGAUUUUUCCCAGCCAAUGUAACCCAUGCCGUGUAUAUUGUCGAAGAUUCCAUCAUAGAUCCUUUAAGCAGAACCAUGACCACAUAUACAUGGAAUAUCAAUCAUGCCUCAAUCAUGGCUGUGGAGGAGCGCUGUGUGUACUGUGAAAAUUCUGAGAACAGAAAUUGGACAGAGAUCAAACGGGAAGCUUGGGUGUCCUCCAAGGUGUUUGGUUUCACCAGGGCUAUUCAGGAGUUUGGUCUCGCUCGCUUUAGAAGUAAUGUGACCAAGACAAUGAAGGGCUUUGAAUUUAUCCUUGGAAAGAUGCACGGUGAUGUGCAUCACAGGACCCUUGUUGAAACAGCGAAAGAAGCAAGAGAAAAAGCAAAGGAGACUGCAUUGGCAGCAAAGGAGAAAGCCAAAGACUUGGCCAGCAAGGCAGCUACAAGCAAGAAGCAGCAAUACGUGUGAGGAUUUGUUGGCCAAGACCAUGGGCCACUCCAUUUCAGGCACCAGAAGCUGGGAAUAGUGCUGGGUUCAUCUUAUCCACUGAACUAAUGUCCAUCCGCCUAGCCUCUAUAAAAUCAUAUUGCUUUUUGCUUUUCUUUAAAAUCCAAAAACAUAACUGAAAUUUGAAUACAAUGAAUCACAAACGACUCUUUUCUAUGCUUUAAGUUAUGAUUAAUAAAUUAUCUAAUUUA
Molecule: messenger RNA, 1089 nt
Organism: Xenopus laevis (African clawed frog)
Lineage: Eukaryota; Metazoa; Chordata; Amphibia; Anura; Pipidae
Gene: prelid1.S
Product: PRELI domain containing 1 S homeolog
Cellular component (GO): mitochondrial intermembrane space
Source: RefSeq, marked provisional